GAGCGAGGCAGGCCCACAGAUAGGGACAGAGAAGCAGAAACUAACCAGCCCCCAGCUGUGCAAAGGCAGUGCUGCUCUGGCUUUGCGUCAGCUCACACCUGCACACUGAACCUCAGAGGAACAAGUAAGAGGAGGACCUCAGAACUUCAACUGUACAAGAGGACUUGAGAGAGAGUGUAGAGAGCACACACACACACACAGACAGACACACACACAGAGGAAUACAGUGUCUACCGACUGAGGAUAAAGGACAGGACAGCUGAAGAAACACAGCAUUACACCCAGAACAACUGAAAGGGUACAAUGAUCCCACAGAGCCAGCAUCAGCGUGUUGUGAGUCUGUGAUCAGCAGCCAGUGGAAUCCAGCGUGAGAUGGGAAGUCGUCCCACUAAAGCAAGGCGCAGCUCUUCCUUGCAGUCCAGCUCAACCAACCAGCAGACAGCCUCCACUCCACAGCAGAACAACAUGACCCUGCCCUGCACCACAGCUGUUAAGAAGUAUGUGGCGGUGGCUCUUUACACUUACCCUUCUGGAGGACCGGCAGAGGCUACGGUUCGAGUAGGAGAGAGGCUCAAUGUUCUUUCAGAGGAAGGCGACUGGUGGAAAGUGUCCUCUUCAGCAACAGGCAAAGAAGGCUACAUACCGAGCAACUACGCAGCCAAAGUGUAUCAGAGGUGGCUCUAUGAAGGAAUAAGCCGUGACAAGGCAGAGGAGUUGCUGCUCCUACCUUACAACCGGGCCGGGUCUUUUCUGAUCCGGGACAGCCAAACUCGCAGAGGUUCGUAUUCGUUGUCGGUGAGGAGGUCCAACAGUUCCGCGUGGGAGUCCAUCAAACACUAUCGUAUCAACCGGCUGGGGAACGGCUGGUUCUACAUCUCCGCCCGCCUCACCUUCCCCUCCCUGCAGCACAUGGUCGACUAUUACACAGAAUCAGGAGAGGGUCUGUGCUGCACUCUGAACGAACCAUGCUACAUCCAGGGCUCCAAUAACGUCCCCGUUCAGAACAUACCGGAGCCCAUCACCGUGAGGAAGCCCACCCUCAACUGGAAGGAUGUGGACAGCUCCAUGUUGUUCGGUACAGAUAAAGAAGGCACUGAGGACUCUCUGGUGAGCGAGGGUCUGCGUGAAGCCAUUAACUCUUACCUGUACAUGACGGAGGAGAGGGGAUCUGACCAGGGGGGCUGCAGCAACAGCUGGAAGACAUGCUGAGCAAUGACAGGGUGCAAAAAAAAAAAAAGGAACAUAAUAACUGAUAAUUUUGCAUGGCUCACACUGCGCCCAGUGACCAAAUUAAAUAACUGUGGUUCCUUAGAUGAAGGAACUUUCAAGAUGAUGCUGAAUGUCAUCCGAGAUCUCCAAGACCAACAGACAAGUAGAGUGAAGCUUUGAACGAGAAGAUUACAGACUGCAGAAAAACUAGAUACUAUUCGUUCUCAUUGCUAGCACUAUUAUUGUCCAGCAAGCCAAAAGCCUCCUUGAGACACCCAACAAGGGCUCUGGGAUCCUUCCCCCCUCUCCUCUAUAAUGAGGCAUGGUCUGGAGGGUCUUUGACAUUCACAAGGCAGGAGAGAGCCCCAUUCUAUGGACACCCACACACGUCUUCAUGUUUUUCUUGGACAGUUGGCUUAUGGUUCAGUUUACCCCAGAGUAAGCCUAUUUCAUGUAAUCGAUCUGUAUAGUGAUUACAUGCUUGUUAAACAUAAUGUGACCCAGGAGGUAUGCAUCCCAUACAAUAAAAUAAAAAAUCGCAAUCAGUGGCUUUUAUGUGUUUAACAAAAGGUUACAUUAAAAGGGAGUCAUAUAUGGCAUACUAUCCUCUUAGCUGUAGAUUGGAUGUUUUUGUACUGUGGCACAAUCUCUGGUUGAGCCCUGCUUGGCUGUUUGCUUCUUCAGAGAUGUUUCAGCCACAGGAAGCAGGUCAACUCUCACAGGAAAUGGCCGAGAUACCAUGUACUACUAAGUGGAAAGUCUGAUGUCAAGCAUUCAAGCCUUGGCGUGACCACUGAACCCUUGGUGUGAGCAACCGAACAAAUGAAACAAGCUGCCAGAGCAGGCAAAGUUUGGACCGUUUUUUAAGCACAACUUUAGGGGUUGCAAAUAAAGCCUUUUUGGUAUUUUUCCGGAUGACUGCAGAUGAGAAGUUAAAGUUCGCAGUCCAGUCUCGACAAAUAAAAUGCAUGCUAAUUAAGUGGCACCACAGUGUUUAGCAAUGAUUCGUAAAGGCUUAGUUACAGGCUGAUAAUAUAAACCACAUGUAAUUCCUAUUUGUUAAUUCAUAACACUCAAUCACUUGUCAAAACAUUUCUACUAGACUGACAAGUUUUACUCGUGAAUCUGUUUUAAAGUAAUGUAAAAGUGAAAUGACAGAAGGGGAUUAUGUUCUGUACUCAUUUAAAACCACAGCAGGGUGUGUUUGUUACAGGACAGAAUUCAAUACUUUCUAUUGGGUUUUUUUUUUCAUUUUAUUUUUUAUCAUGACUUUGUUUUAUUUUUAUCAAGUGGGGCAGAUACAUUUGAAAAUUGUGACCCUUUCAUUGAAGUUUGCUGGGGUGAGGUGUAAACUUGAGAUUAUCUUGUGUACAUAUUAAUUUGUAUAUAAACUAAUAAUAAAUUAUUUCUAAUAA
Molecule: messenger RNA, 2624 nt
Organism: Acipenser ruthenus (sterlet)
Lineage: Eukaryota; Metazoa; Chordata; Actinopteri; Acipenseriformes; Acipenseridae
Product: src-like-adapter 2
Exons: 8
Coding region: 373-1209 (278 amino acids)
Molecular function (GO): protein binding
Source: RefSeq, a predicted model, not a curated record